UCGCACUGCAUUGCGGCACAGAAGACGACUUGAUCGGCGAAUUUCAGGCGAGGAUUCGCCAGUUGGUCGGGAAAGCGUUGGAGGAUCGCAUCUUUUAAUUUUAUGAAUCCGGUGCACUCCCAGCUUUUAUUUCACCAUUUUACCCUUUCUCGCCAGUUGCUUGGCCACUCAUCCAUCUCUUGGCGGUCCGGGGGAAGGGAUAAGAACCUUAGCCAUGAAGGUUUCUUGGCUCGUACUAGUCCUGCUGGCGGGGGGCGGAGCCGCAGUCGUCAGCGACCAGGUCCUCACUGACGGCAAGGUCAUUUUGAAGGCUGUGCCAUACCAAGGGCAAGACACACGCCAAGAUGGCGCUUCAAUACGGUCACCCAGCGCCAACGCUAGAACGAUCGACCUGGACACACUCAACAUCGCCCGCCCAAGCCAGAAGAACCGAACAGACUCCAAAAUCACCGCUCAGAGAGAAGUCUCAGACUCAGACUAUCAUGAAGAGAAUUUGCCCGUCAUCACACGGCGGGCCACCAACCGCGACCCGCAUGGCCCGCCACCUCAGCAGCCCGAGUCGCCAGGGUCGGGCCACGGCCCAGACGUUGACGACGUCUCAACCAGCGCAUCCCACGGGGCCGAGACGAGGAACCCUGCCUCAGCAAACAGGGCCAUCGCUGGCAUGGGCGUGGGGCUGGUGUCGGUGAUGUUGAUUUUCACUGUCUUUUUAUAAUGACAGCUUUUGACUUUAUUGCAUUUUUUCUUGUCAUGGUUUGGUCUGGCUUCAUUGGGAGUCGGGGUUGGUUUGGCUUUGGAAAUUUGGAAGGUG
Molecule: messenger RNA, 811 nt
Organism: Chaetomium fimeti
Lineage: Eukaryota; Fungi; Ascomycota; Sordariomycetes; Sordariales; Chaetomiaceae
Exons: 2
Coding region: 215-715 (166 amino acids)
Source: RefSeq, a predicted model, not a curated record